AUGGCACCGCCUAUCGCUAUCCUCGGCGCCGGCCCCAGCGGCUUGAUGCUCGGUCGCAUGCUCGAACUCGCCAAUAUCGACUACAUCAUCUUCGAGCGAGACAUAUCAGGAAAUGAGACCUCUUCACGAGCCGGUACCCUCGAUAUCCACGCCAACUCUGGCCAGGUUGCUCUUCAGGAGGCUGGCUUACUAGACCGGUUCAAGAAGCUCGCCCGUACCGACGCACAUACAGUGCUGGCAGACGGGCAAGGCAAAGUCUACGUCAGGACGGGUGGUUGCGACGAUGCCAACGAGGACAGACCCGAGAUCGACCGCAAGGACUUACGUGCGCUGCUCCUGAGCUCCGUUCCAGAGAACAAGGUCCGCUGGGGUUGCAAGGUCCAACAGGUGCAGCAAGACCCCGACGGGUCAAUGUCUGUGCGGUUUGCGGACGGGAGAGUCGAAUCGGGCUUCCGCCUCGUCGUCAGCGCGGAUGGAGCAUGGUCGAAAGCUAGGAAUCUCGUCACAUCGACCAAACCUGAGUACUCUGGAAUACAUUAUUUGACCACCACGAUCAGCGCUGGAAAUCCGUUCCAUGAGUCAGUCGCCGCGCUGGCCGGACAGGGCAACUACAUCGCCUUUGGCGCGGGAAAGCAGAUCGUUGUUUUCAAACUCGGCGACGGCGCUUACUACGUCGGCGUAGGCUUGCGCCUCCCUGAGCACUGGAGCACGGAGAAUGCGACGAUCCUGGAGAACCCGUCGGCUCUGCGUCAGUGGUUGUGCGACGAACACUUUGCAGACUGGCCGCAGGUGCACACGGAUCUGAUCACAUACAGUGACGGGAAGGUCUAUGCCUGGCCGUUACACGCUGUGCCGACUGCGUCGCUGCCAUGGACGACCGUGUCUGGUAUUACCCUGGUAGGAGACGCUGCGCAUCUAAGCCCCCCUUUCGUAGGUGAAGGCGUCAACUGCGCUCUGACCGACAGUCUCGAGCUCGCCCAACAGAUCAUCAAGUAUGGGGUAAACGACCUGGACCGCGCCGUGGCAGAGUACGAGAAACUGAUGGCCCCGCGCGCGAUCGAUCUCAUUACCAGGAGUAAUCGGAGUGGAGAGCUUUUUUUCGCGCCGGACGCGCCUCGUGGCUGGCUUAAGGCUUUUGCUGGUGUGGAUAUUGACGAGUAG
This is a messenger RNA of Fonsecaea monophora, 1161 nucleotides long. RefSeq lists its product as hypothetical. The transcript is spliced from 3 exons. The record is from RefSeq and is a predicted model, not a curated record. The coding region runs from base 1 to 1161 and encodes 386 amino acids. Lineage: Eukaryota; Fungi; Ascomycota; Eurotiomycetes; Chaetothyriales; Herpotrichiellaceae. Gene Ontology annotation, molecular function: FAD binding.